Messenger RNA from Oryctolagus cuniculus (rabbit), 1127 nucleotides. RefSeq names its product cortexin 2 (gene CTXN2). NCBI's taxonomy places the organism in Eukaryota, Metazoa, Chordata, Mammalia, Lagomorpha, Leporidae. The record is from RefSeq and is a predicted model, not a curated record.
GGGGAAGGGAAAGAGCUCCAAAUGACGCAUUCAGUUUCUAGUACACCUUUCAUUUCCUUAUCCAAAGAGAAUUCUAACAUAAGCAUUUGGCGCCCACUGUUCAGCUGAGACUGCUGUCACAGAGCCAAGCAAAAUGCCCGCGGAACAGCUGGGGAUGCAGCAGAGACAGGAAAUCAAGGGUUUUUUUUUUGGACAAUCAGCUAAUUAAACCCUCACUGCCUGAGGAAGCAGGGAGUGAUAGUCUCCGGAGUGUGAGACCUCAUCUCUACUUGCUUGCUUUUUAGCAGAACUGAAGAUGAGAUGGAGCCUGUUGCUGCUGUACCCGCAGAUUCGCUUCCCCCUCUCGCUUCCCAGCUCCUGUCAGUCUCACCUACACAGACGGUCAGACCCACUCACAUACACACCGAUCGCGCAUGAAUGUGUACACACUGCACACCCAACAGAUCCGUGCAGGUUUUCCUGCAAACACACACGCUGGCACGCACACACGCGCGCCCCAGCGGGCACCCACGUCCUCUGCUUCUCACCUACAGACCGACAGUGACACGUAGGCCAGGAGAGCGCUGGCCGCCGUCCUGCGACUCCACGCAGGUGCCCAGAACACGCCUCUCACGUUGUCCCUGAGCCGAUCCGCGAACACAAACCUGCCAACACUUAGGUCUACUCGCUGGAUUUCGUCUCCAUGGCAACAAGCAUGGAAGGCCAAGAGUUGAUUCCAGCAGGAAUUUUGAAGAGCCACAAUGAUGUGCCAGUGAAUAAUGAGUAGUACCUACUGUGGCAACUCUUCAGCUAAGAUGAGUGUCAACGAAGUAUCAGCUUUCUCAUUGACGCUGGAGCAAAAAACUGGCUUUGCUUUCGUUGGAAUUUUGUGUAUCUUCUUGGGACUUCUUAUUAUCAGAUGCUUCAAAAUUCUGUUAGACCCAUACAGUAGCAUGCCUUCCUCCACAUGGGAAGAUGAAGUUGAAGAGUUUGAUAAAGGAACUUUUGAAUAUGCCCUUGCAUGAGAGUUCCAGCUUUACGAUUAUGCCAUUGGGACCCAUGGUGGAUACAUUUGUAAUUAUGCUGAGUGUACUGGGAAGGGGCUCAUUUCAUUCACUAAAUUCAAUAAACAUCUGUGAUUGAUUUAU